AGCCGCGAGGACUACAACGACCGGCGUCCUCCAGGUUGAGGCGGGUUUGCCCGUCCUUUGCCCAGCUUAGAGCCUGCCCGGAAUGGAGAGGAAGGCCGAUUCCAGGGCGGAGAGCGGAUAGAGGCGCAGGAACAUCUGGAGGGAGGUGGGAAGGUCUUGGAUCCCCCCCGCUUUUUCCUCCUAUGCUAACAGGACUUCGGGGACUGGGGCGCCGUUUCUCCAGGCAUGGAGUCCAUCUGAAUGAUCAUCGGUCAGCCACUCCGUCUCAGCCAAAUACUGAGAAGUCAAAAACCAUCCUGGGAGAAGAGGCAACGAUGGCUGUGCGGAAUGUGCUGGUGACUGGCUGUUCCUCUGGCAUUGGGCUGGCCCUGGCUGUGCGCCUGGCAAGAGACGAGCUGAAGCGAUUUCGAGUUUUUGCCACCAUGAGGAAUUUGGAGAAAAGUGAAGCACUGAAGGAGCAAGCGGGGCCUGCCCUGGAUAAGAUGCUUGAAAUCAAAGAACUGGAUGUGACCAGUGCGGACUCUAUCAGGCGCUGCGUGAACAGCAUCCCCCAACGCAAGGUGGAUGUGCUGGUGAACAAUGCAGGAUUUGGCCUGAUUGGUCCAGUGGAAAGCCAGAGCAUGGCCUCAAUCCAACACCUCUUCGACACCAACUUCUUUGGCUUGGUGCGCCUUAUCCAGGAAAUCUUCCCUGACAUGAAGCGGCGAAAGAGAGGGCAUAUUGUUGUGAUGAGCAGCGUCCUAGGUUUGCAAGGUCUCCUCUUCAAUGAUAUCUACUCUGCCUCCAAAUUUGCUGUGGAGGGUUUCUGCGAGAGCCUAGCCCUGCAGGCCCUAAAAUUUGGGAUCAGAAUCAGUUUAAUUGAGCCAGGACCAGUGUUAACAGAGUUUGAGAGGAAGCUUUACGAAGAGGCCGCAAGCAUGGAUCUCUCGGGUGUGGAUAAAGAGACACUAGAUAUGUUCCACAACUUCUAUCUAGCCUACUCCAAGGAGGUCUUCACUGCACUGGGGCAGUCUCCAGAAGAGGUGGUGGAGCACGUGCUGAAAGUGAUCAACUCGGAGAACCCUCCAUUGCGGUAUCAAACCAACAGUUUCUACACGCCCAUCACCACUCUCAAGCAUGCGGACCCCAGUGGGAACCUGCCUCUCAAUACUUUUCAUCAGAUGAUCUUCCAACACGAUCGGCUCUUCAAAGCCAGUUUAAGCCUCCUUAAAAUGCUCCAGUGGAGGAAGAGGCGAGAUAUGGACUAGAUCCCUCACAAGUAUAGAAGAUGCUAGCUGCCUCAAAGCCCUUUAUUCCUUAAUAGGGUCUGAAAAGAGUCUGUUCAUUGGCUACAAGAUCAUACUUAUAGCUUACAUGCAGAUUUUUUUUCUUGUAGUACAGAAUGAGGUGACCUUGGACUGAUUCAGUGUGGGGUUUUUUUGGGGAGGGGGGGAGACUAAUGUUGCUUCAAAGCAAUAAUCUAAUUCAGUGGUUCCCAAACUUGGCAACUUUAAGACUUGUGGACUUCAACUCCCAGAAUUCUCCAGCCAGCUCUGCUC
This is a messenger RNA of Thamnophis elegans (Western terrestrial garter snake), 1538 nucleotides long. Its product is annotated as retinol dehydrogenase 8-like. The transcript is spliced from 8 exons. Gene Ontology annotation, molecular function: estradiol 17-beta-dehydrogenase [NAD(P)+] activity. The record is from RefSeq and is a predicted model, not a curated record. Gene Ontology annotation, cellular component: cytoplasm. NCBI's taxonomy places the organism in Eukaryota, Metazoa, Chordata, Lepidosauria, Squamata, Natricidae. Gene Ontology annotation, biological process: estrogen biosynthetic process. The coding region runs from base 183 to 1247 and encodes 354 amino acids.